This is a messenger RNA of Halichondria panicea, 1875 nucleotides long. RefSeq names its product TAR DNA-binding protein 43-like. Gene Ontology annotation, cellular component: nucleoplasm; chromatin. Gene Ontology annotation, biological process: regulation of gene expression. The transcript is spliced from 11 exons. Gene Ontology annotation, molecular function: RNA binding. NCBI's taxonomy places the organism in Eukaryota, Metazoa, Porifera, Demospongiae, Suberitida, Halichondriidae. The record is from RefSeq and is a predicted model, not a curated record. The coding region runs from base 59 to 1669 and encodes 536 amino acids.
AACGGAAUAUGCUAAAACUAAUGAGACGAUCUUUUACUAUUAGUUGUGUGUGUUGAGAAUGUCUAGUUUUGUUGUUGUAUGUCGUUCGGAGGAUGGCUCUAAGGAAGACUGUAUUGAGCUUCCAACAGAAGAUGAUGGAUCAUUGCUACUCUCAGUUCUGCAGUCUCAGUUUGAGGGAGCUUCUGGACUCAAGUACAGGAACCCUGACUCCGGCUCGUGGCGUGCUAUUAAGCUGACUGAUGGCCAGCUGAAGGCACCAUCUACUACUGGAUGGGACAAGCUCACCUAUUAUGUUGUCAUGGGCAAUACUGAGACGCCUGUCAGUGGGGAUUAUUUAAAUGAUGGGACGAAGAGGAUAAAGCUUGAAGAACAAUCGCAACAGGCCACUCCGGAUAGUGACCUCAUUGUCUUGGGGCUGGAAUGGACGGUCACCACUGAUGACAUGAAAUCGUACUUUGAACAAUUUGGAGAAAUCACAUCUGCCGAAGUGAAGACGAACCCAGCGUCUGGUGAAAGUCGAGGGUUUGGGUUCAUUCGGUUCAAGGACCCCGAGGUCUACCAGAGAGUGUGCGAGCUGAGUCAUACCAUCAAGGGCAGGAAAGUGGAUGUCAAGUUGCCAAAAUCACGUCCGGCCAAGUUUGCAGAACAAUUUAUUGCUCCAGUAGGCACUCGUCACCUAAUACAACCAAAGCUACCUUUUAUGUAUGGUGGUGGUCCCAUGCAACAACGGGCCAUUCCUGGUGAUGAUCUCAUUGUCUUGGGACUAGAAUGGAAAGUCACCACAGAAGACCUGAAAUCGUACUUUGAGAAAUUUGGAGAAGUCACAUCUGCAGAAGUGAAAACGGACCCAACGUCUGGUGCGAGUCGAGGGUUUGGGUUCAUUCGGUUCAAGGACCCCGAUGUCUAUCAGAGAGUGUGCGAGUUGAAUCAUGCCAUCAAGGGCAGGAAAGUGGAGGUCAAGUUGCCAAACUCACAUCCGGCCAAGAUAUUUGUUGGCUGUCUACCUUUGAAGCCGCCCGUACAAAAAGAAGAAUUGGAGACUCACUUCUCAGAGUUUGGCACACUAACGGACGUCUACGUUCCUCACGAGCCCUACAGAGGUUUUGGGUUCAUCACCUUCAGAGACCCUGCGGUAGCUCAGAGGGUGAUGUCCAUGCAGCACACACUGCGCAAGUCACAGCUGAACCUCUCUCUUGCCGACCCCAAAGGUGGUGGUGCAAAGCAGCAGCCUGCAGCGUACACAUCGCAAGGCUAUAAUGUCUAUCAGCAUCAACAUCAGCAGCAAUAUUCACAAUUAUAUUCGCAAUAUGCACAACAGCAAGGUCUCCCUCGGGCCACUGCUGCCGCUGCUGCGUAUGGAUACAAUCCUUAUGGGACUAGCCAGGCACAAGCCAGCUACAAUAAGGGAUUUAUGGACAGCAGAGCCCAACUUCAGUACUCCCAGGUCCAACAAUCAAUGCUGGCACAAAAUUCUGCUCAGACGAAUCCUGCCUACACGCAUCAGGCACAAUCACAGCAACAGUACACCCAGCAACGAGAUCCUAACCCCCUGGGAUCACAAGCCACAGCGGUUACCCCUUUUCCUGCAGGUGCCCAACUCCCUGACACUGCUGGUCGAGUUCGUACUCCACAAGGCCAUAAUUUGAAGGGUGUCUGGAGCAACUACUGAUAGUGUGUGUGUGGAGUGGAGAGCGGCAGUCGUGUGGGGGAUGAGUGGACAUGUGAUGUGUGUGGAACAUGUGUGGUGUGUGUGUAGGAGGGAUUUUAGUGAAUCAUCCAAUCGUUUACCCUUGUUUUCACCAAAUUGUGUGUGUUAGUUUCUCAGUGCGUGUGUUAGUGUGCUGUGGUUUUGGAUGAAAAUGCUUUUGAAGGAAA